ACCAAUUACUAAUUGAGAUGCCUGCUAGAAGCUUAAUAGCGAGACAGAGAUGGGAGCUGAGACGAAAAAGGGUACACGCAACCAUCAAUAAUACCUAAACAACAGGCUUGAGAAGACUUGUCAUCUAAUCAUACAAAUUACUGACCUCCGUCAUCAUCAUCAUCUUCUUCUCUUAUCUAGGCCAGUAGCUAUCAUCAGUUGCAUAUGUCUCUCUAGAGUCUAGAGUUGACAAGUUUGCAGCAACAGAUAGAUCGAUAGCUCUCUCAAUCACAUGAACUCCUCCACCGCCACCGCCAUGGAUCAAACAGGCAAGUACUGGGGCAUGUGGGGAGCAAGCAGCAGCAGCAGCACCAGCACCGCGAGCCCCAUCUCUGCUUGGGCAGCGGCGUACGGCGGCAGCAGCGAACCGUCGUGGGAGGAGCAGGCCUUUGCGCGUGAUGCGGCGGCGCACCUCGGCGGCUGCGUGUGGCCGCCGCGCUCUUACUCGUGCACCUUCUGCCAGCGCGAGUUCCGGUCGGCGCAGGCGCUCGGUGGCCACAUGAACGUCCACCGCCGUGACCGGGCUCUUCUCCGGCAGGGGGGCUCGUCGUCCCCUGAUGACGUGCACGCCCCCAACGACGAUCAGUCACACCCACAGCAAGGUGCUCUCCUGUACAGGGCAGCAGCAGCCUCUAACCCUAGCACCACUACCACGCCGACUACUACUACUGCAGCUGCAGGUACUACUACUGCCGGCUCAGCAGCAGCCAUGGGCCAGGAUGGGGAUGCCAACACCACCACUCCUACUUCCUACUUAUCAACAAUUAUCAAGGAGAGCAAGAACAAGCUCUUCAUGCCCAUACCAGAUCACUCUGUGGCGGAGAUGAGAGAAGAUCAGGCGGCCAUAGAUGAUCAUCAGUGUGAUCGUCAUGACGAUGGCGACAGCGUGCAGUCAGCCAGGAAAAAGAGGAGGCGUUUGGAUCAUCCAUUGGCAGCGGCGGCGGCACUUCUGAUCUUUGUGCAGCCAACGGCAAAGGCCGCUACCGAUGUUUCACAAGAAGGAAGAGCUGAUCAUGAGACAAAGGUACCACAAAUGACAACCCCAACAAGCCCUAGCUCUAUUUCCCCUCUUCUGGAUCAACGACAGGAAUUAGAUCUAGAGUUAAGGCUUGGGACUACUCCAAAAGUUACAUAUAUGGCGAUACACAAAGCUAGCUAGUAUAUACUUCUGCAUGCUAAUUAUUAAGGAGAUCGAUUUAUUGUUGAGUUUGUCAUAUCAAUACUCUUUCUCUUCAUCGCUUCACUCCCCCGUUGAUUUUGUUUCUCAUCUUUCUCAUUUCUCCCCCCUUUUCCUUUCUUGUGCUAUGAGACCAUACCGAUUAUUACAUUUUUUUUGUCCAAAGAGCUAUACAUACCUUUCUCCCUCUUUCAGUUCAAUCUCAACUGUUGUUCUUGUUUCAAUACAUAAGCAGUUACAAGGAUAUAUUGCUGUU
Molecule: messenger RNA, 1472 nt
Organism: Sorghum bicolor (sorghum)
Lineage: Eukaryota; Viridiplantae; Streptophyta; Magnoliopsida; Poales; Poaceae
Product: zinc finger protein 10
Exons: 2
Coding region: 272-1198 (308 amino acids)
Source: RefSeq, a predicted model, not a curated record